CCUGGCACCCGCCUUUUCGGGCGGCAAAACCCUACGACUGCAGGACUACGCCCACUGACUUCCCGCGCGCGCGCUCCCGCUCCCGCUGCCGGGCCGGUUUCAGCCCCAUCAGGCAAUCCCCUCUCCCCCUCCGCCCCCCAGCCGAAGCAGACCCAAUGUCCUGCGGUAGAGGCAGCACCGGCGAAGUCGAAGGAGGCAAAUCGGUCGCCGCGAUGACGCCGUGGCACGACAGCUUGGCGCCGCCGCCUCGCGUCCUCAUUUCCCACCGCCCUUCUGAUGCCAGCGGUCAAGGGAUUGUUCUGUCACUUCAACAUCCAAGAUCAGGAGAUGAAGUAGGGUAUCUAUUUAUUGAUGGCCAACUACAAGAGAUCAACUGGUUUAAGGAGCGUUAUGGUGCUUGGUUCUUGGGAGAUUAUGUUUGUGAAGAUGGUGGCCUUUAUUAUUGCACCCCUGUUGAUCCCAUCUUCAUUUUCCUACCAACUUUUGAAGCUGCACGUAUGUCGAACGAUAAGGAUCCAGGAAAAUUCAGACAAUUGGAUGAAAUAUUGUAUGUUGAGGGAUAUCCUGGUUAUCAGCAGCUAAUGAAUGUAGCUAACCACCAUAUGGAAUUGGUUUGUGAAGUAAAAGAAGUAUCUAACAUGAAGUUCUUUAGGCUGGACAACUCCAAGGUCUUAUCUUGGUUGUGCUGCAAGGUAUACGACCUAAAGGAGGUCUUCCCCAAGUUGGGUAAAAAUUAUGCCGCCCAAACAGAAAAAGAAAAAUUGAAGGAGGCUGUCCAAAUGAUCCGUGAAUAUCUGAAGGACGAACCAUGGUUAGCAUUACUAUGCAAGAAGCUGCAGCUGGAUAUCAAUGCGAUCACUGUUGAUGCGACCACCAAAACUGCUGAAGCUUCGGUUUAUGCGGACAGUUGUCCGGCACCUGCCCUCCCCUCUGAGAUGACCAUACAGAGUAAGACUGCGAAUGGUGGUGCCAAGUCAAGCAAAGGGAGGCCAGCGAAGAAAGCAAAGACAGAGGUAGGAUCCAAGAACAUCAAAGAUAUGUUCCGAAGGGUCACGAGGAGUGGAUCAGGAUCAUGAUGCCUUCCUGGAACUUUCGUGUGACUGACGCCUGUUUUGAUGCAUUUGGUCCAGCAUUCCCUUGUUGAAAAUCUAUGUAUCUGAGUUGCUGUGUCUAACAACAGAUUGGGAUUAUAUUGUAGCGUUAAUUGUUGAUUCAGGCAGUGAACUCUGCUAGUGUACAACCCUCCCUCCCGUCCCGGAUGUAUUUGUACCACAGUUGCUUGUAGUGCCGUUGUCUGCAGUAGUCUAUCCAAAGUUUAUUAAAAAACAUCUGUUCUACAUUUUA
Molecule: messenger RNA, 1344 nt
Organism: Zea mays
Lineage: Eukaryota; Viridiplantae; Streptophyta; Magnoliopsida; Poales; Poaceae
Product: Ribonuclease H2 subunit B
Exons: 10
Coding region: 156-1076 (306 amino acids)
Biological process (GO): RNA catabolic process
Cellular component (GO): nucleoplasm; ribonuclease H2 complex
Source: RefSeq, a predicted model, not a curated record